Lates calcarifer (barramundi perch) is the source of this 1998-nucleotide messenger RNA. RefSeq names its product phytanoyl-CoA hydroxylase-interacting protein (gene phyhip). NCBI's taxonomy places the organism in Eukaryota, Metazoa, Chordata, Actinopteri, Centropomidae. Gene Ontology annotation, cellular component: cytoplasm. The coding region runs from base 313 to 1329 and encodes 338 amino acids. Gene Ontology annotation, molecular function: protein binding. The record is from RefSeq and is a predicted model, not a curated record. The transcript is spliced from 5 exons.
GUAAACAUCAUGCAGAGCCCAGAGCAAAAAUGAGAUUGGGGGGGGGGGGGCGAGGAGGUGGAGGGGGUUAGACCGUUUGUGUGACACAGAGAGUGAGAGAGAAACAGACGGAGAGCUGGAGAAAGAGAGGAAGAGAGAGGGAGAUAGGGAGAGAGAGGGGAGCCUGUGUGUUUGUUUCACCUCCUAAUCAGUUUUCCUGGGGGAUCUAUCAUCGACUGCAGCAGAGGAGGCAAGUGGAAAAGCGGAAAAAGAAGAUAGUACAGUUCAUCCCGGCUGCAAUCUUCUCCCAUCACAAAUUUGAACCUCGUACAAAUGACAGAAAUGGACGCCCCUCUCUCCACCCCAUGCAAUAUCCAGAUUUGCGAGGUGACCUGCGACUCCUUCCGCAUCAUGUGGGACAUGACCCCAGAGGACACUGCCAGAGCCACACACUUCUUCAUCGACCUGAGCCGCAAGGAGAGCAGGGACCCAAACCGCUUUAAACACAGGGAUGUGCCAACCAAGCUAGUGGCCAAGGCUGUUCCCCUCCCCAUGGCGGUGAGGGGACACUGGUUCCUCAGCCCGCGGACCGAGUACUGUGUUGCUGUUCAAACUGCUGUCCGACAGCCAGACGGUGACUACCUGGUGUCAGAGUGGAGCCAGGUGGUGGAGUUCUGCACUGGAGACUAUGCCAUGGAACACCUACAGCAGCUCCUUGACAAGGCUAAGGGCUCUGCAGGGAGGCUGCUGAAAUUCUCUGUGUUUUAUCGCAACCAGCACCCAGACUACUUCGACAACGUCAGGAAGGAAUGCGGAGGACUAAUGCGUUCAGCCCUAAAAGACAGCAGUGGGAGUCAUGGCUCCCCUAUCAACGGCAAACUGCAGGGAGUCUUCUUCAGCUGCAACACAGAGUUUGACACAGGCCUCCCUCCCAAAGACUCCCCCUAUGGCCCCUUGCGUUUCCAAAUCCCAGCUGGACACCUGCUGAACCCCAAAAUCUGCCUGUAUUUUGCAGACUUCUACUGCAUGUACACAGCCUACCACUAUGUGGUGCUGGUGUUGGCCCCCGUUGGCUCUGAGGGAGAUACCUUCUGUCGCACCCGCCUCCCUAUGCUGGACUUGGCCUCCAACCCCUUCCUGACAUACACUGCCCCCCAGAGGCCGGGGGAGGAGCCUCUGUACUGCCACGCCAGCGACGUCAUCCUUGAGGUGCUUUUUACUGAGCCAGUUCGUUUGGAUCUGGGCAGUGUGGAGCAGAUCAGUGGGCACCACCAGCUCAUGAGUCUGACCACAGCCAACGCUAAGAAAGACCCAAGCUGCAAAGUGUGCAACAUUAGUGUGGGGCGCUGAUGGAGAUGCUGAUGUUAAUACAGAGCUGGGAACAUGUGAGCCUACAAUGCUGAAAGACAAAGACAAAACAGUUUGAGUUCAUCAGGUGUAGGUCGGAACACAGUGGAAACAGCCCACCUCUCGGGGUGUGUGCAUGCUGCUUUCCCUCUUCCCUCCUGCCUGGACUAGAAUAGUGAGUAUUAGACUUUUACAAUGUGUAUCGCAGAACUCCGCCAUGAUCACAGCAGGAAAUACAGUAAACGUCCAUCCGUGACUGCUGAACAAAAGCAUAAUUGAAAACAUGAUAGGCUUUAGAAGAACAGAGAAAAUUUGAGCUCCUUAUUUGUUGAGAGUCAUCGGUGCUCUCUGGUGUCUUUGUGGUGUUUUUUAAGUAUCUUUUUCAAACCUUUUUAAUUUACAGCUUUCCCCCUAAGAUGUGUUUAUUUUUUUCUUAUGCUGGACUGCUAGUUUGAUGUGAUUGUGUGUUUGAUACAACUUGGAAGUUCAACUGCUCAAAGCAUGCCCCUUUUAUAAGUCAGUGGUUUUAAAUAUUAUAGAGGUCAUAACAAAUAUUUUGCUAUUUCUGCUUCUUGUGAUGCUCUAUGGAGUUACUGCCAGAUGUUCUUUGUCUUUAAAAAAAAAAGACUUCUUACUGUCAAAUGUAUAACCAUUAAUGCUACAUUGUAGCUU